This is a messenger RNA of Trypanosoma brucei brucei TREU927, 2295 nucleotides long. RefSeq lists its product as hypothetical. The record is from RefSeq and is a predicted model, not a curated record. NCBI's taxonomy places the organism in Eukaryota, Euglenozoa, Kinetoplastea, Trypanosomatida, Trypanosomatidae. The coding region runs from base 1 to 2295 and encodes 764 amino acids. The transcript has a single exon.
AUGUCGUUUGCAUCCUUUGUUUACUUAGGGCAUUGCAAGGUAAUGCUGUCUGUUGUGCGCGAAUACCUGGAGCAGUGCUCUCAGCGUCGCGUGGAACCGUACUAUGCCUUUAUUGAGCAUGCGGGAAAUAGUGAAAUUGUUGCUGAUAUCGACUUUGCCCCAGUUAUGGCCAUUCGUCUCCUUGCUGUAACGUUGUUGCGCAGCCGCCCCCGGAAAGGGGGAUUGCGGCUUCACGCGUUGGUGUUGCGAUACGGUGUAAAUAAGGGAGAACACCAUCCACCUCAGCAGUCAAAAAGGCUGCUGCCGUACGAGACACUUGCCGCCCGGCGGCGUACUGAGGACGAUAUAAUGUCUCCGGUAAAUCGUCAUCUGCUGCGGGGUCUGUUAGAUGGUGUACGCAUGGCCUGUAUUGCUGCAAUUCGGCACCUUACGCGUCUUGAGUUGUGCGGUCUACCGCUCAGUGGCGGCAGUGCGAUUGUGGAAGUGACGAGCCGAUUAUUCGAUCUUCUUCCUCAUUGCUGCUCUCUCCGCGUCCUUAAGCUAAGUCAUUCCACCUUAACGGACAGACUUUUUCUUCAGUUGACAACUGCGGCGAUGGCUUCCGCGUUUCCCGCCUUGAAGGAGGCAUAUUUUUCCGAAUGUGGUCUUACAGAUGAAAGUGCGCGCGGUUUGCACUCGCUGAUAACCCUGAAUCGCAGUAGGGAGCAGCAAGCAAUGUGGUUAUCUUCAUUUCGCAACGGUAAUAGUGGCUCCCGCACUGUAAACGCUCCUGUUCCGAGGGCUCUUGAGGCGCUUGACCUGUCAGGUAAUCGUUUGGGGGACCCAACCUUGAAGCGACUUGCCAUCGCCAUAACACAUGAUAUUUCACUACGUGUGGUUGAUAUGAGCCGGAAUGCUGUAACAACGGCGGGGUUAGUGGAGUUCCUGCAACAGGGGACUCUUGGGGGAAGUGGUAUCGAGUCGUUGGAUCUUUCCAAGAAUCUAAUAACGUCCAAUACCUCUUAUGGAGCUGAGGAAGGCUUCGCUUGCCUUUGCAGCUGUCCAGAGCAGCUGCUUCUCACACGUAUAACUGGCAUUCGGCAGUGUAGAACUGGUAGUCCUGCUUCCCACGGUGGUACGCGUCUCGUUCCUAAAGGGCCACCUUCGCCGGCGUUUGAUCGACCCACCAUUUCUACUUCACCAAUACCGAAAUCGCAAGCAUCGUCCCGAGGCCAGAGUUUGUCGGCUGGUACGGUGGUGACGGGAGCAGAGCAGAUAGCUGCAGCGGCUCCCCUGUCGAGAACUACAAGACAAAUGUCAAUAAGUUCCGCUGUAGUAAUUGAGGGAAGCGCCCCUGAAACGGGGCGCAGCUCCCUUUCUUCUAUACUGCCGGACAAGGAGCGAUCUCUUGCGGUGCACAAUGUCUACACGCGUAGUUCAACCGCUCAUGUUUCAGCAGCGAUGUCAACGAAACCCAGCAGUUGCAAGCGUUGUCCCGGCGGCACACCGUCCACCGUCCAUCCCCCAGCAAGCGAGAAAACGCAAAAUCAAGUGAUACCUGAUUUGAUUCCACAGGGCCCAGCUCCUCGUUUUCAACCCCUGUUAUUUUCGUCCCCAGGUGGCCAAGAGCAGCAGUGGUACGGGGUGCCUUUGUACAUUACACUCCCGUUUAACCCAUUAGGUGGCCUUCAGACAGCCCCGCUAGCGCCUGUGAAACAUGAUGUUGCGGUUGGCACGGCGUCGCUGCAAUCGUCGCCUCAGCGUGACGACGCCGAUGAACUCGAGUCGGGACCGCAUACGAGUAAUGGGGGCAGUGAGAGUGGCGUCGGGGAUGUCUUUGAGGAAAAGAUGGUGGAGCCGUUAAACAGCGACAGAUGGGAAAUGGGGGAGUGGAAGGCAAAGGAACAGCGGUUCCUUGAAGCUCUUGUAGUGCGACUGGAGAAUCACGAAACUUCCACGGCAGAGUUGGUGGAACGUAACCAUCAAUUGACGCGUGAGAGCCUUAAAGGUCUUAAGGAGGAGUUGUCACAGCGCAUACGUGAGGUACUAGAGGAACAGCGAAGCGAACAAAGGCGGCUUGACAUGCGGUUGGCUGCUGAACGAGAGCUUCAAGAUCCCGAAGAAACCCUUACGAACCAGUUAGUGCAGCUAAUUCACACCGGUAUGAAAAGCAUUCACGACCAAAUGGCGAAACCGGUGGGGACAUCGGCUGCCAAAAGCGAUAUUGGGAUGGGAGCUUCCGGCAAAGCGUCAUGCCAAACUACACAGGACUAUCUACGUGAGGUAAAGGGAUUUCUUAAGGGUUUGGGUUGGUGA